This is a messenger RNA of Cantharellus anzutake, 267 nucleotides long. RefSeq lists its product as uncharacterized. The transcript has a single exon. NCBI's taxonomy places the organism in Eukaryota, Fungi, Basidiomycota, Agaricomycetes, Cantharellales, Hydnaceae. The record is from RefSeq and is a predicted model, not a curated record. The annotation marks the transcript as partial.
AGCGAGGUCGCCGAGGGUUUGUACUGUACGGCCCAGGCGGUCAUGAAGCAGAUCGGGAAUGAUGGUGAUCAGCUGAUCUCCGGUCUCGAUAUCGCGCCUCUUAAAGAUGUACUUGUCCUCAGCCUGGUUCACCAUCGCGAUUGCACUGUUAACAUUCUUCCAGGUCAUCUAUCUGUUGAAAGCAAGGUUAGGCCAGCGAGAGAUGACGGAAAUAGACCGCUAAGUGUAUUAACCUGAUGUAAACAAUGAUCAAUACAUGGAUUCGAG